AGGAGAUAAAAUCUUGAUGAAAUACACACUUUGACUGUGUUUGAAUUUCCCUGAAAUUCAAAGGCAAUCAAAAUAUAUCAUAAGGAAAAGUAAAGGACUACUGUACUUUGUAUUAUGUAUUUUAUUACCACUGACAACAAACUUGAAAGGCAUAGGCACCUUUAAAUGUUGUCAUUUUCCUUUAGCUAGUGACAGCUGUGAGGAAAAAGGCAUUGCUCGUGGAGGCUCUCACAUAUGUCUCGCAUGGACUCAUGGUAGACAAAGCGCCAUUUGCUAAAAAAAAGGUUCCAUUGGAUGAAAAUGGAGGAUGCUAUGAGGGACAGCUUAAAGAAAGUAAAACGUACCUUCCUAUGCUCACCUUGGCCACUGCAUUGCAAGCCGGAGGGGGGUGUAUUUGCAAACUAUGCAAAGACCCCAGGUGGUGACCUCAUUGAAACGGAGUCCCUUGGCGCUGUUUCUCCUAACAGUGUUAAACCGUUUUCGAGCUGUUUAACACUGAAUGAGGGUCCUUGGUCACUCACAGCCAAGCCCCCAAUGAUGGCAUGGCUAAGGCAGAGAUUACACACCUUCUUAGGCAUGUGAAUUCAUACCAGCGAAAGAUGUCUGUGAUAGACCGAGAGCGGUCAGCUGACACGUAAAUCAAACCACACAAACAAUUGCUGCUCAGGCUAACACUUUCACUAAAGUGAGAAUUCAAAGUGAACUUCAAAAUUAAGACUAAAGUAGCCAGACUAAAAGCAUAGUUUACAGUUUGGCAAUUUUGACCUUAAAUUUGAAAUUCACCUUGAAUUUUUCACUUUAGUAAAUAACUCUGUUACUCAUUAGCCUGAGCAGCACCGAGACAGGCUGCUAACUGUGGUACACUCUUGUUUAGCAUUAAACCAUUUAAAAAGAAGUUUAACACUGAAUGGAAUGACAGAGCCAUGAUACUCCAAGCACUAUUACCACUUAAGUGAGAUGAAGCGUUUACAUUUCUUAGAGUCUCCCUUUAAGAUCAGGUAACAUCCUUACAAAAGUUAAUGUUAAUAGAUGCUUUGGAGACUUCUCUUUUAGCACUAAUAUCCUAUUUUUAUUUUAUUUGUUUUCUUUAUUUAUUUUCUUUUUAAUCUCCUUCCUUUAGUUUUCAGUCCAGCCAUGGACCUUCGUGCAAUGUUUCACAUACAUGAACAAGGGGAAGAAGAAGAGUUGCUGCAGAAGGAUUCCAAUCCAAAUCACAGGCACAGAGAACGCAUCUUCAGACCGAGAAUCUCUCUAUUCGGUUUAAAUGAAGAGGAAGUGCGAUCUAGGUACCGCUUUAGCACUGAAGUUAUCCUAGAGCUGUAUGAACAAAUCCAACAAGAUAUAGAGCCAAACUGUGAACGAAACCAUGCUGUGCCAGGGAUGGUGAAACUGCUUAGUGCCCUGCAUUACUUUUCAUCCGCAUCCUUCCAGGGUACCGUGUCUGCCCUUUCUGGUAUAUCCCAGCCCAGCUUUAGCAGGCACUUAACCCAAGUAUUAAAGGCCAUAAACAAACUCACUCCCCAGUACAUUGUUUUUCCUUCAGACAAAACAGCUAUACAAACUAUAAAAGAUGGCUUUCACAAAAUGUCCGCUUUCCCAAAUGUUAUGGGGGCAAUUGACUGUACCCAUGUUGCUCUGUCACCUCCCACAGAAGAUAUUUACAGGAACAGUAAAAAUUUCCACUCCUUAAAUGUCCAAAUGGUAUGUGCGUCAGACAUGAGGAUUUUGAAUUUGGUAGCUGGAUACCCCGGAUCCACUCACGAUUCCUAUAUUUUGAAACAUUCGAGUUUACAUUCAAUUUUGACAUCUGGAAAUCUCCCAGAAGGUUGGCUUCUGGGUGAUGAUGCAUAUCCCUUAACAGAGUGGUUGCUUACUCCUAUCAAGGACCCAAAAACUGCAGCACAGAAACAGUACAAUGCUGCACACAAGGCAGCACACUCCGCUAUUGAACGCACAUUUGGAUCACUAAAAAGUCGAUUCCGCUGUCUAGAUCGGUCAGGUGGCGUUCUGCAGUAUUCUCCAGAAAAAGGAGCACAGAUAAUCCUGGCUUGCUGCAUCUUGCACAAUUUAGCUGUCAGUCGGAAUCUGGAUGUAGAAAUUGUUGAUGAUCUCGAAACACCUCCACCUGUACCCCCGGUUUCCAAAGAAGAGAACACGCAGGCUGGAAAACAAACCAGAAUGCGAGUGAUUAACAGAUACUUUACAUAAAAUCUAUUGAUUUGGAAUCUCUGCUUGUGUCCUUGAUGUUAUUGGUUGCAUAUUCCUCACAUCUCCUCGGACUGAAGUCACACGUACCUAUUUUAUUGCUAUAUAGAACUGUAUAUCUAACAAUGUGUUAGUUUAGGUUUAUAGAUAUCUGUCAGAAUUCCAUCAUUACGCUACAUUUGACAUGCCGAGAAAAUCUUCAGAGUCUCAACUUCCACCUCUGUAGGAGGCAGUGUUUGCCAUGGAGAUUCCGAGAAGAGGAACAGACUUCUGGGAGUCCUGCCUUUCAGUAUGGAGAUUUUCUCCCAUCAGUCAUUAUAUCAUAGGCGGUAACCUUAUUAUAAAGGAAAAACAAAAACACUAAACAUGACAAAACAUUUUAGAAUGUAAAUGCUUGUGUCAAAAUUGUAUUUCUUUGAUCUUUUUUGUUAACUUCAAAUAUGUUUCUUAAAUUCUUUUUUUAAUUUUAAUUUUUUUUUUUUAAACAAUUCUGCCUAUAUUUUAACUACUAGUUUCCUGCCUGGAACUAAAGAGGUGUAAGGUGGUUCUGUCUCUUUUUAUAUGAUCUAUUUUAUUUUUGAUUUCAAUAUAUUUUCAUGCCAUUCAUUUUAGUACUUUAUUAGCCAACAUAGCCACACACUUUAGUUCCAAAGUUGCAUAUAUGAAUAGGCUGUACAAAUAAAAAUCCAAGUGUCCUCUGGGGACAUUUCAAUCACUUCUGUUAACCUCCUGCACUCCUAGUUCCUUUAAUGUUAAUAGGGAACUAUUUUCACAUUAUUCAUUGUGUAUAUAUAUUACAUUGAAGCUCAAUUUGUAUGUAUUUCCAUUAUAUCAUUUUUUGUAUGCAAAUACUCUGGUUUCAUAUAGCCUGUUUGAUUUACUCAGUAUUGACUUCUGUUUCAUGUGAAAACUGGUUUUGAACAUGAAGAUAUUCUUGUACUCUUACGUAAAAUUCCGUGUACGCCAGUAGAAACUGCAUACAAAUUGCUAGAAUGCUCAUAAACAUUUCAUCAGAAAAUGGAA
Pelobates fuscus (common spadefoot toad) is the source of this 3228-nucleotide messenger RNA. RefSeq names its product putative nuclease HARBI1. The transcript has 3 exons. The record is from RefSeq and is a predicted model, not a curated record. NCBI's taxonomy places the organism in Eukaryota, Metazoa, Chordata, Amphibia, Anura, Pelobatidae. The coding region runs from base 1135 to 2208 and encodes 357 amino acids.